AAACAACACCGGGGCGCCCCGUUUUUCUCUCCAGCAUAAACUUCCUCUACAUUCUUAAGACUAGACAGAAACACUGUGAUGCUGCGAGCCCAUAUGAGUGUGACAACAAUACAGCAGCUCACAGAAAUGAUGGUAAUACCAUGCUUCAGUUUACACAGGAAACUGGCACGGUUGCACCGUGCAGUGGGUGCAGUUCGGUGGAGGAGCAGCUAUAGACCAGCCCCUUUGUUGACAGCUGCUCCUGCUCGUGCCCUCAUAGAUGAACAGAUCAGCAUUAAAGGGCGUUUCCUGCCCCCACGCUGUCCGGUUACAGUGUGUGCACAAAUGCACAGUGAGGAUGAUGACCUGUGGGAGGCAUUCGCACAUUAUAAUACAAAUGCAGAUGGAACUGUCAACUUGACCAAGGAUCAUUCAGUUGGGGGUUCAUAUUUGGGCUGUGAGCCAAUGGGACUCUUCUGGGGACUGCAGCCGGCUCCUGGAGCAAGAGAAGGUUUAAGAUUGAGAAAAAAAAACGUGGAGAUUCCAUACGUAGUGCACAUGUCCUUACUGGAGGGGCAUGUGUCGCCCAGUGAGGGACAGAGCACUGAGCUGGCUGCUGUAACCACUGAGCGCUGGUACAUGGCCCCGGGCGUAAAGAGAAUAAAGAUUCGGCAAAAUGGAAUUGUAGGGACGUUGUUCUUACCCCCUGGUCCGGGCCCAUUUCCAGCCAUGUUGGACCUGUGGGGAAUGGGUGGAGCGCUGGUCGAGUACCGCUCGGCCCUGUUUGCAUCAAGAGGUUAUGCCAGCUUGUCCAUUGCCUACAUAGGGCACAAAGAAUUACCUGGCCCACAAAACCGCAUCAAUGUUGGGGCUUCAUAUUUCAAUUCAGCCUUCAACCUACUUCGAGAUCAUCGUCAGGUCUGUGCCGACAGAGUUGGUAUCAUCGGUCUGUCAUUUGGAGUUUACCUAACUCUUCGAAUUGCCACUGAGACUGGUGCCAAACCAUCUUGUUUGAUUUGUAUCAACGGGCCAAUAGGAAGUGCCAUCAGGCUCUCAGAUGCAGACGGCAGGACGGAAGAUUUUGAAGGACAACAGAAAUAUUGGACAUAUAAUGAUCAAGGCCAUGUCAGUUUCAGAGACAUCUCCUUGCCUGCUAACCUUCCUCCUGAGAGCAAAGUGAAGCUAGAGAACCUCGCCUGCCCAUUAAUGUACAUAGUGGGAGAAGAUGACCUGAGCGCUUCAAGCAUAGAGAACGCAAACCUGAUCGAGGAGACCCUGAGGGCUGCAGAUAAAUCCCAGCUUUUCACUCGUUUGUCCUACCCUGGUGCUGGUCACCUGAUUGAACCACCUUACUCACCAAAUUCAAGAAUGUCAUUAUGGAGUGUCAAACCAAAAAAAUUGAUCACUCUGUGGGGAGGUCAUCUCGCGCCCCACGCUGCUGCCCAGGAAGAUGCCUGGAAGAAGAUCCUCGAUUUUAUGGAAAACAAUCUGAGAAGAUGAACCUGUGGUGAAGUGGACUUGUCGAUAGAAAGUACCUCGUGACGCAUGUGUCUGUGAAAGGCUGCAUGUAGCUGAGAGAGUUUUACAUGCAGAGAACUGAGGGAGGAAAACAAACUUUUGCUGUCCUGUGGUGUGCAGCUCGCUCAGAUACGCUCACAUUCAGCAGAUUCUCCACAAGGGGGAGCUGCCAUGCCAAAAUACACCAUCAACAGGGAAGGACAGUCAUCCCUGCUGCAUUAAAUGUCUGGUUCUUCAUGAGUUGUCAGCAUUUUUGCAUUUUAUUUUAUGCAACAAACUUUUUAUUACACUGAACAGAGGAUAUAAUAACGAUCAGCCAUCAAAGUUGGUCUAAAUCUACACAGAUGUCCCGAUGAUGUGCACAUCAUUCAGUCCCACUUAUAAAUUUCAGACACUCAGUUCCUGUGUUCCUCGUG
Molecule: messenger RNA, 1913 nt
Organism: Seriola dumerili (greater amberjack)
Lineage: Eukaryota; Metazoa; Chordata; Actinopteri; Carangiformes; Carangidae
Product: bile acid-CoA:amino acid N-acyltransferase-like
Exons: 12
Coding region: 79-1479 (466 amino acids)
Biological process (GO): acyl-CoA metabolic process; fatty acid metabolic process
Molecular function (GO): fatty acyl-CoA hydrolase activity
Source: RefSeq, a predicted model, not a curated record